GCCUGCGUGCGUUGCCUUGCGUCCCCUUUAAUGUUACUGCACUGUCCUGUACUGUCUUUGUGUGUUUGGUUGUACCGAGUACUCCGUACCAGUACUUGUACGUGGUACCUCAGCACCUGCCACGCCUGCCACGCCUGCAGUCCGAUUCCCUGCCCCUCGCCUCGAAACUCGCCUCGCCAAUAGAACCAGCCCGUUGGGACUCGCCCCCCGCCAUUACUCGCUGCUGCGCUCACCUGUAUGUCAUCGCGACUGGCAUCCACCCGGCUCCAUCUGCCAGUCUGCCCUGUCUGCGUGGUAUUCUGUACGGUAGACUACCGCCAGAAAGAGCAUUCUUGCUGAGCUGAGAGCAAUGCUGGCCUGACUGCAAGGACCUGUCCUGGAGCCCACGACGACAUCCUGUCCGCUUUAUUGCUCGCUGCCAGGAAUAUUCUCCUAGUGUGCUGCACUGCAUCACCUGUCUGUCGGUCGUUUUUGCAUCUAUCCGACCUUGGCGACUCUCUGCGUCGAGUCGGGACCUGCAUCGACGACACAACGCAUACCUAAAGUACCCAAAGUACCAAUAGUACCUGCCUCCGUCCUCCACCGCCUCUUCGCCGUGUCUCCCGCCAGACCAGCAGCAACAAGUCAAGCAGGGCGGCCGUGCAGCGAGCCCAGACCAUCCUCUUGUUCAGGGGCAUUCUCCCUAUUCGCAUCGGAAGCGGGCCAACACGUUAUCGAGUGCGCCAUCUGCCCAGCCGAGUUGCCGUUGGUCAGCGCUUUCAAAAAGGGACGAGUGUGUGUGUCCACAACAAGCACGGGUACAGGCACAAGCAGGCUGGGCGGCUGGGCGGCUGUGGUGCUUGUGGUGCUGUGGGUGGGCUUCGACAGGGGCCAGGGCAUGCAAGCAGGAUCGACGAGUCUGACAAGGAGCAAAACGUCCUUGACCACGGCGAGCCAGUCCGCCUCAGCCAGUCCGCUUCAGCCCCACGGGCACAUCAUACUACCGUCCAACACCCCACCACGGCCUGGAACAGUCUCUACCGCAGCAAGCACUACAUCUAUGCGAGACUGCUGCAUGCUGCAGCCGAAGCACUCGCGCCUCCUUCCACGGCCUUCGAUCCCUCGGCUAUACCCUCCCUCGACCUGCCCAUUAUUCUUGAGAUUUCUGGUCUGGUCCUGGUCCUCUGGCCCUGCCUCCUCCUUCGUCCGGUCUCGCUACUGUCAAGACAGCCUGAUAGGUUCUGCCGCCGAAUCAGCUUGACUCUUUGUCACCUCAUCUCCCCACUGCUUGCGCUUGUUCCAGUCACUUCUUGGUUAUUUGCAAUUCUUAUCGUUAGCUUCACUUGUAUUGCUCUGUUUGCUGCUCCCGUUGCAUGAGUUGGUGUAUUCAGUAGCCACAGUAGCCACCCUUCGCUUGUUAGUUACUCUCGAAAUUGGUCCAAAUUAACACGAGGUCACAAUGGCAGACCAAAAAGGUCCGGGGAAAGGAGACGGCGCGGCCGAUACGGGGCGCACAGUCAAGUUCUCCACUCUACCAACGAGGCCAGACGAUUCAAGAACCCCAGGCUCCCAGAGGCCAAACCUCGACCGAGCCGUCACCCAGUCCGACCUUCUUGCUCACCACCAAGACUCCAACACCAACAUUCCAGUCACCCCGGGAAUCGGCGUUGAGACCUACGACUCCGGCACCAGCGCUGACUCCGCCGAAUCCACCGGCAGCAACUACUUUUCCUCAAAACCACUCCCCCCCACCCAAGAGGCCGUUGCCUCCCCCAACGCCAUCGACGACACCAUGGCCGCCGAGCCCACCCCCAUGACCGGCCAUGACAUCCUCCGCCGCAUGAGCAAGGCCAGCCGCGGCAGGCGGCAGACCCUGAGCGAGAUCAAGUCUGCCUAUCCAGCCUUGUCGCUGAGCGGCAACGUCAUAUCUGCCACAUUUAAUAUGCCGCACUCGCUGAGGUAUCGCAAGGGAAACGACUGGGAAAUGAAAACCCGCCGUGGCCAAUCUGCCCUCUUCGACGCCUUCGCGCACCUCUCCUCGAACGAUUCCUCGUGGAACCACACCUGCGUCGCGUGGACAGGCGAGAUCGAGGCACCAUCCGAGCUCCCAUCUCCCCCCGAUACUCCUCCCAUGACGACCACGAACCUACCUAGCCUGAACAAACUGUCCGCCCCGAUUCCGGUCGACGUGGGCGCCGAGAAGUCCGCGCCCGCUCCUCCCUCGAAAGAUGGGCUCUGGAUCCCCAAGGAGGACAUGGACAGGCUCGAGUACCAGCUGUCGCAUGACAAGAAGAUCAAGACGGUGCCUCUGUGGCUGGCGGAUGACGCCGACGGCCAAGAGGACGGAAUCAUGCUCAAGGACCAGUCGAGAUGGAGGCGCUAUGCGGAGCACGAUCUCUACACCCUCUUCCACUACAAGACCCAGAUGCCGUCAGACGGCCGGAAGGAGCGCAUCCACUGGGCCGACUACUACCGCAUGAACCAGAAGUUUGCCAACAAGAUCCUCGAGAUCUACAAGCCCGGCGACGUUGUGGUGAUCCACGACUACUACCUCAUGCUCCUGCCCAGCAUGCUGAGGCAGCGCGUGCCGCACAUGUACAUCAGCUUCUUCCUGCACUGCCCGUUCCCGUCCAGCGAGUUCUUGCGCUGCCUGCCGAGACGUAAGGAGAUCCUGGAGGGCAUGCUCGGCUCGAACCUGGUUGGCUUCCAGAGCUACAGCUACAGCCGUCAUUUCAGCUCCUGCUGCACGCGGAUAUUGUCUUACCCCUCCGAUACCGGUGGCGUUGAGGCAUAUGGCUCUCGGGUCGAGGUCGGGGUCUUUCCCAUCGGUAUCGAUGCCGCUAAGGUUAAGUCCAUGGCGUUUGCCGACGAGGUUAACGACAAGGUUAAGGCGCUCAAGAAGAUGUAUGCGGGGAAGAAGAUAAUCGUGGGCCGGGACCGAUUGGACAGCGUUAGGGGCGUGGCACAGAAGCUAAUGGCAUUUGAGCGAUUCCUCGAGCUGUACCCCGAUUGGCACGAGAAGGUGGUGCUGAUUCAGGUCACCAGCCCGACCUCGAUCGAGGACAACUCGGAGGGCGACGAGAACAAGAUCGCCAGCCGGGUCAACGAACUGGUCAGCAGCAUUUCCGGCACGUACGGCCACCUCGGGUAUGAGCCAGUGCAGCACUUCCCCCAGUACCUCAGCCAAGACGAGUACUUUGCCCUGCUGCGGGCUGCAGACAUCGGAUUGAUAACCUCGGUCCGAGAUGGGAUGAACACAACCUCCCUGGAAUACAUUGUGGCCCAGCGUGAGAACCACGGACCCCUGAUCCUGUCCGAGUUCAGUGGCACGGCGGGCAGCCUCAAGGAUGCCAUCCACAUCAACCCGUGGGACCUGUCCGGUGUUGCCGACGAGAUCAACAACGCACUCACAAUGAGCGACGAAAAGAGAGAAGCCAUGCACAAGUCCCUGUACCAGCACGUCACCACCAAGAACGUGCAGAGCUGGAUCGGCGCCUUCCUGGACCGGCUGGUCGAUGUGCUCGGCAGCUCCAAGAAUACCAUCUCUACCCCGCUUCUCGACCGCGCCCUGAUGCUCAAGUCGUACAGGGCUGCCGAGAAGCGCCUCUUCAUGUUCGACUACGACGGCACGCUCACACCCAUUGUCAAGGAGCCCUCCGCCGCCAUCCCCAGUGCACGUGUUAUCAACACGCUGACGACCCUGGCGUCGGAUCACCGCAACGCAGUCUGGAUCAUUUCAGGCAGAGACCAGGCCUUCCUCACGCAGCACCUGGGACACAUCGACGAGCUCGGCUUCAGCGCGGAGCACGGAAGCUUCAUGCGACACCCUGGCUCCAAGGAGUGGGAGAACCUGGCCGAGAAGUUCGACAUGGGCUGGCAGUCUGAGGUGAUGGAUGUGUUCCAGGCGUACACUGACAGGUGUCCUGGCUCCUUCAUCGAGCGCAAGCGAUGCGCACUCACCUGGCACUACCGGCUGGCGGACCCCGAGCAAGGCCCGCACCUGGCGCACGAGUGCCACAAGGAGCUCGAGGCGACGGUCGGGCGCAAGUGGGACGUGGACGUGAUGCCGGGCAAGGCAAACAUCGAGGUCCGCCCCACGUUUAUCAACAAGGGCGAAAUCUCCAAGCGCCUCGUGCUACAGUACAACAACGAGAUGAGCAACAUCCCCGGCAGCGCCGUCUCCACCGGCAAGCCCAACAGCAACAAGGUCGAGUUCGUGCUGUGCCUGGGCGACGACUUCACGGACGAGGACAUGUUCCGCGCCCUCAACGGCCUGAGCGCACCGCCGACGGACAAGGGCGAGGAGGCCAAGGUCGACGCGGAGAACGUGUUCACCGUCACGGUCGGGGCGAGCACAAAGGUCACCCUGGCCCGGUGGCACCUGCUCGAGCCCGAGGACGUCGUCGACUCGGUCGCGCUGCUCGCGGGCGUCGGGGCCCACGGCGCAAACGCGGCGGGCGGCGCGCUGAGCAUGGGCGAGGUCAACCUGGCGGCGCUCAGCACCGUCGAGGGCCACGUGCCCGAGACCAUCGAGUAAGAGGGGCGAUACCCACCACUCAUGACAUCCAAGAUAGACUCGCAUGGGAAUGUUUCGGUUUUGAGGAGUUCAGCCGGCGAAAGAAUUGGUGGGCAAUUGUGUGCAGGUGUGCGGAAUAACUACGGCAUCACAAGCGGCGGAGGUAAACGGGACUUUUUGUUGGGUCAGCAACAGCAUUGAUGGGCAAGCCUUUUUGCGUCUGUUUUGGGGGGGCGGACUUUUUCUAUCUACACUUCCUCCCUGCCUCCCGCCCCUCCUCCCCUUCCCCCCCUGUUUUCUGUCUACACAGUUUGAGUUUGAUUAUUCACCACAGGGUAUGACUAGAGUUCACUUUGAUAGGAUCCAUCCCCCGGGCGAGGGGUGCAGAUCAAGCAGGGCAAGCAGAGCCACACACGCGAUAGAUCUUAGACAGAUGGCCUGGAUAGAGGGCGAGAAUCAGAGUUAUUAAUUAUAAAGUACUUGGACUGCCUCUUA
Diaporthe batatas is the source of this 4990-nucleotide messenger RNA. RefSeq names its product trehalose-phosphatase TPS2. Gene Ontology annotation, molecular function: catalytic activity. Gene Ontology annotation, biological process: fungal-type cell wall organization; cellular response to heat; trehalose biosynthetic process. Gene Ontology annotation, cellular component: alpha,alpha-trehalose-phosphate synthase complex (UDP-forming); cytosol. NCBI's taxonomy places the organism in Eukaryota, Fungi, Ascomycota, Sordariomycetes, Diaporthales, Diaporthaceae. The transcript has 3 exons. The record is from RefSeq and is a predicted model, not a curated record. The coding region runs from base 1439 to 4516 and encodes 1025 amino acids.